Messenger RNA from Mytilus trossulus (common blue mussel), 1519 nucleotides. RefSeq lists its product as uncharacterized. The transcript has 11 exons. The record is from RefSeq and is a predicted model, not a curated record. Lineage: Eukaryota; Metazoa; Mollusca; Bivalvia; Mytilida; Mytilidae. Bases 154 to 1224 code for a protein of 356 amino acids.
AACACCAGUUCAAUCAAUUGUCCAAACUUACAAUGGUCAGUAAAUGUGUUUCAACCUAAAUCGCUGAACACUACUAUAGGUUGUAUUUACAAUGUUUCACUUGAUAUAGAAGAAUCAGAUUAACAGGACAUUAGAUAGAGAAACAACAGGGACAUGCAGACCAAUAUCAAGUUUGUUUUGCCAUGUUUGUUCGUUGGACCAUUUACUUAUAUAGUAUAUAUGAAUUUCAUUCCAUCCAGUGGGGAUGGUAACACUAAAUGGAACCUAUUUCAAUAUAACAAACAAGACUCAUCCCAAAGACAGUUGAAACACAUAAAGAAGAACAAAGCCAACGGAGAUCUAACAUCCAAAGGAGACGUUGAUUGCAUAAGAGCUAUUGAAAAAUUCAGAAAUAGAGAUGAUACUUUUUUCAUUCCACCCGACGUUGAGUUAGCAGCACUACCCAACAAUGUUAGUGAUUGUCUUUAUCAAAGAAUAAUUACAACAAGACAAUAUUUUUGUGCCAAUCGAAGUCGCCAUGGAUCCGUAAAGGACGGGUGGAAUAUCUGUAUGGAUGGAUGUUAUAAACCAAACAACAAGACAGUUAUAUAUGUACUGAGCAUAGUGAAUGAUUACGAGAAUUUGCAAAGUAUAGAUCUGCAUUAUAAGAUUAAUGUUAUCAGACACAAACCAAGAAUGAAUGGAACAGAUAUAUAUGUAAAUCAAAAGAAUAAAAGUAACCAUGGAGGUCAGUCUAUAAAACUUGGAACAUGGAGCGAUGCAGUGAAACACGGAUUGAAUGACCAGAACAUACUCGUUAUUGAUGUUGAAUCACUUACUGAAAGUGUAGUUGAUCACAUUAUGAUGAGUGGAGUACUAAAUGUAAUACACCAGUUCUCUAUCCGGAUCAGUUACGGAGAUCCAGUAUCCGGAAUUGACUAUUUGACAGCACUUCAACAAUUGAGAAUGAUAUUUGAAGCAGGUUUUAGAAUAUACUGGUCGAGACCUGAAUGGUCGUGUACUAUUGCGAAUAAAAAGGACAGAACAAGUUGCGUUUAUCUAUAUAUGGUUUACCAUAUGUGUAGAGAUAUAUCAAAAAAUAAUAGCAAACAUCAGCAAGUGAGCGAGAAUGGGUACCUAAGUAUCCAAGAGGACAAGAUGUUAAGACAAUUAAACAACGCCAAAUCAGAUCAUCCUACACAUGUGGUACCCGUUGUGUUGUUCAUGUUGUUACAGACCUGGUAAUAUUUCGUAUACGAGAAGAAUUAACACUGUAAAAAUGGACAUAGAGUUCUCAGAAUGGACGUUCCCCCCAAAAUAUCAUCAACACCGCAGCUCUUAGAAAUACCAAACAGUUGUUAGUAGAAUGCUAUGGAUCUCCAGCGUCAGUGGAAAAGUUUUUUAUUUUGUAAUAUAUAUUUUUAUCAUUUUCAUAUCAUUCUCAAAUCUCAUCUACAUUUAAAGAUGUAUAAACAAUAGUUAUGUUAUUUGAAAUCAUAAAUAUAUAUGGUUAAACCUUAUUGUUACUAAACUAUAAAAU